AUGUCCCGCUCCCGUAACUCAUUCUUCAGCAACUCUUCAGGAACAAAUGAUCAAGAUCAUCCUCUUCUAUCAAGCGUAUAUGAUCCGCAUAAUGAUGUUCGUCUGCGAGACCUCUCUUCCCCUUCAGCAUCGAGAGCUACACCAAGUCCACCGCCAGAAUUCUAUAGGGAUAUGAGGUCACCUACUAGUGCGAGUGCGAGAACACUUUCUCCGAGACCAAUCUCGGAAUCUGGAUCUGCGAGUAAAUUGAAAGGGAAUGGGAAGGCGAAGGGAAGGAGAAUACAAUUUGCUGCUCCUCCGCCGCCGAUUGUAGGGAGUGUUGCUGGGUUGGGCAAUAUUGGAAGGAGCUUAGAUGGAAGCGGAAGUUCUCAUUUGAGAGGGAGCGUGGUUCGGGAAGGAAGAGGAGUUGGAAUAUUGAAAAGUGUGGGGAGUGCUGUGGGAAGCUCGGCACAAAAUGACAGUCUUUUGGGGCUGGAAAGGAGAGAACGAGCUUUGCAGGCGGAAUUACAAAUGUUGCUAGAUGCGCAGAGUGAGGGUUUGAUGCAAGGAUUCGGUGGAGGUGGUAAUAGAGAAGAGCACAGUGGAAGUAGCACGCCCACGACAAGGUCAUUACAACGGGAUAGAGAUAGGCAGGGAGGUAGAAGUACAGAAGGAGCUCAUGUGCGUACAAUUCCUGUUCGACAACCAAAACGAAAAUCGAUCGGACUAAGAGGAUCCAGAAAAGGAUUGUUAAGGAACAUGGGUCUGUUGGCAGAUGUUAAAGUUGAGGAAGAUGAAUUGUUGACAGAAGAAAUCAAGAGGAGAGAAAUGUGUAUUGCAAAGACAAAAGAUUGGAAAAUCAGAAUCGACGAGGUUAAGAGAGAAAUUGGCGAAUUCGUCUCAGCAGACAUAACAAAUAAUAGAGUCUCUUCACCGAAUGAAGAAAGUCAUCAAUCUCCUCAUGCAAGCAAAUCCGAAGAAGAUCGAGAGAUAGCCGAACUACGGACUGAAGAGCGGGCUGUCGAAAACGAAAUCCGAGAGACGGAAGAUAGGUUGUUACAAAUGAAAGCCAGACGGAGCUGGCUGGCAGACCGGAUUAAUGAGAGAGUUAAUCAGAGGGAAUCGCGAUUGUCUAGCUAUCGUGGUGCUUUGAGGGAAGUGGAAUCAGAAGUCCAAAUAUUCUUGACGAGACCCGACGGCUAUGAAAUGGCAGAGGAAUGGUGGAGUAAAGAGAUCAAUUCUUUGCAAGCCCGAAAACUAGAGGUGCAAAAGGAAAAAGAAGCACUAGAAGAUGGAGCAAAGCUCUGGGAAGAAUCUGUCAAGACAAUUGUGAACUUUGAGGAUGAAUUGAGAGAGAAUAUGAAGAGUAGCAAAGUGGGUGAUAUCGAGGGAUUCAAGAUGCAAAUUGAUAGCGGAGAGCAAAGGCUGGAAUCUGUUGGUGGUGGCUGUGGGUGCGGAGUUGCAGGCUUUCAUACAGGGAGAGGAGAUUCUGAGAGACGCGUUGGGGAAGUUCGGGUGGGGGGGGUUCUUGGUGAUGAUCUUGCUAUUGAGAAGAAGAUAAUGGAGAAAGAUCAUGAUGAGAGAAGUAUCGAUACAGAUAUGGAAGUGAGAACUACGCACUCGGGAGAUGGAGAAUCGGCGACUGAUGAUGAUGGGUUGAGAGAAUUGGAGGCGGAAUUUGCGAGGCAGGAGAGAAGGGAGGGAGGGAUGUUGGGAGAGGGGAGAAUCGGUGGGAUAGAGUGGUAG
This is a messenger RNA of Botrytis sinoallii, 1725 nucleotides long. RefSeq lists its product as uncharacterized. Lineage: Eukaryota; Fungi; Ascomycota; Leotiomycetes; Helotiales; Sclerotiniaceae. The coding region runs from base 1 to 1725 and encodes 574 amino acids. The transcript is spliced from 4 exons. The record is from RefSeq and is a predicted model, not a curated record.